AAGGAAGAGCCUUCAAGUAAGUGGAACAUUGAGGACAAAGGCCCUGAGGUCAGAGGUCAGCAGCUCCCUAGAAGGGCAACAACCCGGAUGUGGAGGUCAGAGGACAACUUUUGGGAGCCGGUGCUCUCCUUCCGGAAACCUGAUGGAACUCAGGCUCUCAAGUCUUGCCAGAAAGUGCCGCUCUGAGCCAUCUCGAAGGCCCAUCGCCAGACUUUAUUCUUUGGGAUUCCUUUGUUGUUCUGUUUAGGUUUUGUUUUGGUUUUAGAGACAGGGUUUCUCUGUGUAGCUGUGGAUAUCCUGGAACUUGCUAUAUAGAUCAGGCCGCCUUUUAACUCAGAGAUCUGCUUCCGCCUCUCGAGUGAUGGGAUUAAAGAAGUGAGUCCCAUUCUGGCCCAGCUUUAUUUUGUGGAAUUCUAAGGACAACCUAUUUAUUUAUGAAUGAGACAGUCUCAGGUCUUGAACUUGCUAUGGAGCUGAGAUUUAUCAUGAACUCUUGACCCUCUGACCUCCACGGCCCAGGGUUACACUGCGCACCUGGUGUAUACCGGCCUGCGUCUGUGACCUAGGGCUUCGUACGUGUUGGCACGCACUCUACCAACUGAGUCACACCCCAGCCUCCCUGCAAACCGGCAAAAUUUCUUGUUUGAAAUAACAGGAAAGACCUGCAGUGUGCGGAAGAGGAUGGCUUUGCUCCGCCCCUCUGGGUCCCUCUCUGCCUAAAUUCCUUCUCUCCCGAUCAAUCUUGAAGGCCUGUUUUACAGGUGGCUGUUAUCUGGCACAGAUAGCUCAGUCAAAUCCCCUCCUCCGCCCCCCCGCGCGCCCCAAACCCACUGCUGGGAUGGAACCCGAGCCGCUCUGGGGCCAAGCAAGCCCUCCACCGCUGACCUGCCACCAGCCUGGUAUCUUCUCACCCAUUUUAAAGACCGGGAGACCGAGCCUGGCUCAGUCCGGGGCUGGACCUCCCCUGCGCGGCCACCAGAGGCUGUGAGCACCCCAAAAGUCGAAGGCAGGUGGUAUUGAAAUCAGGUCCCGGGUCUCCCUUAACUCCUGGGACUCUGAACCUUGGAGGCGAGGCGCCAGGUAAUGGCUGAGGCAGGAUUGGGGCGGGGAAACCGAGGCACCCGCCCUCUGCAACUCUGGACUCUGUAGGGCAGGCAGGGAGCCGUGGGCGAAGGCUGGCCCGCGCCGCCUCUUCCCAACUCGUGCAGCCCGGAGCGACCCGCCGCGAAUCCGCAGCUCAGUUGGGUAGCACAGCUUGUCCUGGACCCACCGCCAAGAGAAUAAAGACUCGGUGAUCACCGCUUUUGGUCCAGGAGCUUAACUGCCUCUUGCAGCCUCUCUGACCACCUGUGCUUCCUCCAGGAUGGAUUCAUGGGUGGUGCUGCUGGGCCUACAAAUCAUAUGGCUCCCACUCCUGACCCACGGUACAGCCCCCACUCCCACCCUGAGAUUUGUGGCUGUGGGCGACUGGGGAGGGGUCCCCAAUGCCCCAUUCCACACAGCCCGGGAAAUGGCCAAUGCCAAAGAGAUCGCCAGAACCGUGCAGACGAUGGGCGCUGACUUCAUCAUGUCUCUGGGGGACAAUUUCUACUUCACUGGAGUGCACGAUGCCAGCGACAAGAGGUUCCAGGAGACCUUUGAGGACGUGUUCUCUGACCGUGCCCUUCGCAACAUCCCCUGGUAUGUGCUGGCUGGAAACCAUGAUCACCUUGGCAACGUCUCUGCACAGAUUGCAUACUCUAAGAUCUCCAAGCGCUGGAACUUCCCCAGCCCUUACUACCGUUUGCGCUUCAAAAUUCCACGUACAAACAUAACUGUGGCCAUCUUUAUGCUGGACACAGUGAUGCUGUGUGGCAACUCAGAUGACUUUGCCAGUCAGCAGCCCAAAAUGCCUCGAGACCUGGGAGUGGCCCGCACUCAGCUGUCCUGGCUCAAAAAGCAGUUGGCAGCAGCCAAGGAGGACUACGUUUUGGUGGCCGGCCACUACCCCAUCUGGUCCAUCGCCGAGCACGGACCCACGCGCUGCCUUGUCAAGAACUUGCGACCAUUGUUAGCCACAUACGGGGUCACUGCCUACCUGUGUGGACAUGACCACAACCUGCAGUAUCUUCAGGACGAGAACGGUGUGGGCUAUGUGCUGAGUGGGGCCGGCAACUUCAUGGAUCCCUCUGUGCGACAUCAACGAAAGGUCCCCAACGGCUACUUGCGGUUUCACUAUGGAUCUGAGGACUCCCUGGGCGGCUUCACACAUGUGGAGAUAAGCCCCAAAGAAAUGACCAUCAUAUAUGUGGAAGCCUCUGGAAAAUCACUCUUUAAGACCAGCCUCCCAAGGAGACCCAGACCCUGAACACCACGAGAGUCCUGCUUGUCCGCUAACGGGUGUGAGGGAGGAGGCGUCUGCAGGCGUGGUGGGUGGGCCCUGUGAGGACCUCACUCACGGCAGCUUCUCUGCCCUGGUACUCUGGCAGAGAGGGAAGGGGAACCAAGGGGCUUACUUACAGGAAAGAAGUAUGCCCACACCAACUGAUCCCACAGCCAGGCUCACCCCUUUUAGGGUAGAGCUUUCUUGGGAACGGGCUUUCCUUUCAGUCAAGUCUUACUGUCACUGCUAUUCAAUAAAACAAUGCUUUGUCUCCAGAA
Mus musculus (house mouse) is the source of this 2640-nucleotide messenger RNA. RefSeq names its product acid phosphatase 5, tartrate resistant (gene Acp5). The record is from RefSeq and is a predicted model, not a curated record. Gene Ontology annotation, cellular component: lysosome; extracellular region. Gene Ontology annotation, biological process: bone resorption. NCBI's taxonomy places the organism in Eukaryota, Metazoa, Chordata, Mammalia, Rodentia, Muridae. The transcript is spliced from 7 exons. Gene Ontology annotation, molecular function: ferric iron binding; ferrous iron binding; hydrolase activity. Bases 1364 to 2347 code for a protein of 327 amino acids.